Anopheles funestus (African malaria mosquito) is the source of this 1799-nucleotide messenger RNA. RefSeq names its product methionine synthase reductase-like. The transcript is spliced from 3 exons. Lineage: Eukaryota; Metazoa; Arthropoda; Insecta; Diptera; Culicidae. Gene Ontology annotation, cellular component: cytosol. Gene Ontology annotation, biological process: homocysteine metabolic process. The record is from RefSeq and is a predicted model, not a curated record. Gene Ontology annotation, molecular function: flavin adenine dinucleotide binding; FMN binding; [methionine synthase] reductase (NADPH) activity. The coding region runs from base 90 to 1427 and encodes 445 amino acids.
UGGCAACACUGCAUGGUGACCAACGUGUAUUUGCAUUGUUUAUGUUUUAGCUCAGCUGUGAAUCACAUCGAAAUUUGUAAAUCGGCAGCAUGUCUUUGGAAGUUUUACACGAAUUCGAGGGAAAAAAGAUAACAUUGCCAGCUCUUCCUUCGAAUUUUAUUGUGCUGGAAGAGACCACGGAAGAUGUACCACAAGCAGCACACUUGCAAGCUAAUGUGCUUCAACCGUUCGCCGCGACGGAUGUAUUUACGGCAUUUGUCACCAACAUUGCAACGAUCGUGGAAGAGGAGGAUGUAAAACCUGUACACGAUUUAACAUUUAAUUACGAACAUCACACAGGACACCGAUAUUGGCCCGGAGAUACGAUAGGCAUUUUAUCCUACAACACAGAUAGUGAUGUCGAUUACAUUCUAGACCGUUUGAAUUUGUUGUCCCAAUGUGAAACUGUUUGUAAGAUCGGCAUUGACCAGAGUACAACUAAAAAGGGUGCCAAGAUCCCGAUGUUCGUACCUCAUGUCGUAAAUUACCGACGUCUGUUCAGAGAGUGUUUGGAUCUUCAUGCGGUACCAAAGAAACUCUUGAUACGCGCUUUAAUACCAUAUACUACGAAUGAGAAUGAUCGUCGCAUCCUGGAAAUUUUAUGCUCAAAAGAAGGAAACUUUUGGUAUGAAAAACUAGUCCUGCAGAACGGAAAGGGAAUAAUUUCUUUGCUCCAGCUGGUCCCAUCGUGUAAACCAACGGUCGCAAUAUUUGUAGAACAUCUUCCCAGGCUUAUGCCACGUCCCUAUUCGAUUGCGAACGUGUACCGAGAAGGAGACAGCCCAGCGCUACGCUUUCUUUUCUCGCACAACGAAAACAAUCCGGGGAUUACCACAACGUACCUUCGGCGAUUGGAAAAAGGGGCAACGUUAUAUUUUUACUUUCGCCAGAGCAGUGCAUUUGUCUACAAGGACAGUGAUCUAAAACGAAACAUUAUAAUGGUUGGCACCGGUACGGGAAUAUCUCCAUAUCUUUCGUUUCUUGAGCUACGUGCAGAUGCUCUAGCUAAAGGUGAAACACUAGGUCGUGCCGAACUGUUCGUAGGAUUUCGCUAUCGAGAGCGUAACUAUCUGUGUAGAGAUGAAAUCAAAAAGUAUCUUAAAGCGGGCGUGUUGGAUGCUUGUUAUGAAGCAUUUUCACGAGAUGCCGAUACACGGUACAAGUAUGUGCAAAGUCAGAUAGUGGAAAAACGUUGCCAAAUCGUUGAAAACAUACGCAACCCACAGGCGUUGUUUUAUGUUUGCGGAGAUUCAAAGGUACUUUUACCACAAAUAACUAACACCGUAAUCGACAUACUGGUCCAAGCAUCAGAAACACAAGAGGAUAUCAAAGCACUUAUUAGUGGGCUUAAGAAGGAUGGCAAAUAUCGUGAAGAUGUUUGGCUUUGAAUUACAUAAACUGUAAUUAUAACAAAUGACAUAUAAUGGGUAGCUGCAAGCGAUACAAAUAAAAUUACAAAACAUGUUAAUUUGUACAAUGUGAAAAUUAAACUUUCCUUUUAAAUGUUUCGUGUGAUAUUCUUAUUGAAAUAAGAAGCAACUUACUUGAUAAAUCCCAGACGUUGCACUCCUUCCAAAGCUCGUUAUUUUCGGAUGAGAAGCAAUUAGUAAAUCAGUCGAGACAAUUGUAUCUUCCUAUUACAAACUAUAUUCUAAACAUAAACGUUUUAAACAAUAUUGCAAACAAAAAAAAAACGUUCUACUACAAAAUAGUUCCAAUGUUGAAUGCUGUUUACAUUUGAAUCGUUGUGUCCACGCUAA